UGCAACUCCAAGCUUUAGUCUCCAACCAUAAAUAUAAUGCUUCUAGAUAUCACAUUUCGUCGUGUUCUCGGCCGCUGGAAAUCAUCCCCACUACUAGACUUAUCUUUUGAUAAUCAAAAUGUUCUCAUCACCGGCGGGACGGCAGGUCUUGGUUUGGCAGCUGCAGUACACUUCGCCAGUCAGGGUGCCCGUGUGUUUAUUACUGGCCGGACCGAAACCCGGGGAAGAGCAGCAAAGCAACACAUUGAACAAGCCGCACGGGUUGAUGGCAAGGACAGAGUUGUCUUCAUGCUUCUAGAUAUGGGCACCUAUACUUCUUGCAUGUUGUUUGUUGACGAGUUGAAGGAUAGACUCGCAACUUGUGGAGGACUAGAUGUUGCCGUUUUAAGUGCCGGAAACAUUAAUUCUAGAUUUGAAAAAAGUCCGGAAGGCUGGUAAAUGUUCCACGCUGUCUGAAAUACUACUCAUUGGAUCUAAUAUUUAACGCAGGGAGCAAACAAUACAAGUCAAUACAUUGAGCACAACUCUGCUCGGGCUCCUCCUCUUAGCGUGGAUGAAAAGCGAGAGACCACGUCGAGAAUAUCCAGCGCAUCUAGUUUUUGUUACUUCACGAGACCAUCUCUAUCCCAACAUCAAGAAUUGGCCAACAUGGGCUGAGCAGGGCGGAAUUUUGAGUCAUCUUAACAGCAAAGAGAACUGGCCCGACCUGUGGAAGACGACUCUGCCAAAUUACGCCAAUUGCAAAUUGCUGGUGAUGUAUGCGAUCGCUGAACUCUCGAAGCAGGCACUUGACUUGAAUAGCGAGUAAGUGGUUCUUUCUAUCAUUGACUAUGGAGUAUUCCUAAGUACGCUCCUCAGCACCAACACACGCGGUUCUAAUUUAUGUAGACCUCAAGUCAUCGUGAGGAGUGUGUGUCCAGGUAUAGUCAAGACAGAUAUUGGUCGUAGCGUUCAAAGCAGAUCCAUGCUCCUUAAGAUUGUGGGACAAGUAUACUUCAAAAUUUUGGGCAAAUCGCCAGACCACGGUGCAAGAGAAUUUGUUAGAGCUGCCUUGAGUUCCAAGAAUGAGCAUGUAGGUACUCCCCAGAUACUGUGACUCAGUUAGGCCACAUCUUUCUGACGUUGCAAACUUUACAGGGCAAGUUCUCUAUGACCUGGUUGUCCAGCGAAGGCUACCGCAAGUAUGUGCAUCCUCAAGUUUCAUCUCAUUGGCUUGAUUUUGUGCUAACAUCCAGUCCAGAAAAGCUAUUCCAAACAUGACGAGCCAGGCAGGAAGGAAAGUGCAAGCUAUAGUCUGGAGUGAGAUCAUUGCUGAGUUGACGGCUAAGGUUCCCAGUUUACAUCACGAUGAGGUGACACAAAGAGGUGAAAAUGUCCAAUGAUGUGUUUUCUUUACGGUGAGGAAUGUGUGUGCGUGGAGCUAACUCCAAGGCUGCAUAGGUACUGUACUUAGACUAGAAAUUCUAAUUUUGAAAUUGUUCCUGCCGCUG
Messenger RNA from Hymenoscyphus albidus, 1490 nucleotides. The record is from the annotation of a GenBank genome assembly. NCBI's taxonomy places the organism in Eukaryota, Fungi, Ascomycota, Leotiomycetes, Helotiales, Helotiaceae.